AUGGCCGUGGCCUGGCUAAUCUGGCCGUUCGUGCUAUCUCUAACAGCACUAUCCGCAAAUUCGAUAACAGAAACAGAAUCAUUGUUGAACUUCAAGAAGUCAUUAACCAACACCAAGUCUCUUGAUUCUUGGACAAUAGAUUCAGAGCCUUGUGGAGAAAGCAACCGAUGGGUCGGAUUACUCUGCAACAAAAACUCUGUCUUUGGUCUUCAAAUCGAACAGAUGGGUCUAUCAGGAAACAUCGAUGUCGCUCCUUUAGAAGACCUACCUUCUUUACGAACCAUAAGCAUAAUGAACAACUCUUUCUCCGGUAACAUACCCGAGUUUAACCGAUUAACCGCUCUGAAAUCAAUUUACAUAUCGGGUAAUCGCUUUUCUGGUAACAUUCCUUCUGACUAUUUCACAACGAUGGUGUCGCUAAAGAAAGCGUGGCUGUCAAACAACGAGUUCUCUGGUCUCAUUCCUAUCUCAUUGGCUACCGCAUUGCCAAAUCUAAUGGAGUUACGCCUCGAGAACAAUCAAUUCAUCGGUACUAUACCGAAUUUCACACAGACAACUUUAAAUGAUGUCGAUCUCUCAAACAACAAACUAACCGGAGAAAUACCUCGCGGUUUGUCUAAAUUCGAGGCCAAGUUUUUUGAAGGGAAUUCUCGUCUUUGCGGUGCGAAGCUAGCAACUGCCUGCCCACAACCAAGAAAUGCGACUGCGUCGGUUACAAUAGACGGAACACUAAAAGAUGCAAAUAAGAGCAAAUACUUUCUAGCAUUCGGGACAUUAGGAGUUCUUCUUCUCGUUGUUCUUAUCUCCUUAGCUUUCAGGAAGAAAAAGAAGAAGAGACGUAGGAAGAAGGCACUUCGUACCUCUGAACAAGACAGUGCUGAUGACCAACAAAUUCAGAUAACUGUUGAUGAAUCGAAGAGUAGCUCGAGGCAUAGUAAGGGUAGUCGCUCGGGCGAAUUGACGAAUAAAUCAACGGUUGCAGCAGAGCUGGUUAUGGUGAACAAAGAAAAGGGUGUUUUUGGUUUAACUGACUUGAUGAAGGCAGCAGCUCACGUGCUCAACAAUCCCGGAGGUGGAAGCAGCCGUCCUAGCAGCAACGGAGGCGUGGGAUCUGCAUACAAAGCGGUGCUUUCAAACGGCAUCACGGUGGUGGUGAAGCGUGUGACGGUGAUGAAUCAAGUGAGUGUUGACGUGUUCGACAAGGAAAUUACGAACUUGGGAACCUUGCGACACAGGAAUGUAUUAACACCUCUUGCUUACCAUUUCCGACGGGACGAGAAACUACUAGUGUUCGAAUUCGUCCCUAAUUUGAGUUUGCUUCACCGAUUACACGGCGAUCACAGUGAAGGAUUAGAUUGGCCAUCGAGACUCAAAAUCAUUCAAGGAGUAGCUAGAGGAAUGUGGUAUCUCCAUAGAGAAUUAGGUUUUCUGAACCUACCACAUGGAAACCUAAAAUCAAGUAAUAUAUUUCUUGCCGAAGACGGCGAGCCUCUAGUCUCCGAAUUCGGACUCCAAAGACUGAUCAAUGCCGACGCACUAUCUCAGUCUCUCGUGGCGUAUAAAUCUCCAGAAGCGGAACGUAGAGGAACACUCUCGGCGAAAUCCGACGUGUUCAGUUUCGGAGUGGUGGUUCUUGAGAUCUUGACAGGAAAGUUCCCGUCUCAAUACGCCGGUUUGGAUAGAGCCGGUGGUACGAAUUUGGUGGAGUGGAUUGGCUCCGCCAUGGAACAAGGUGGUUGGAUGGAUCUACUUCAUCCGACGGUGGUUAACGCUGCCGCUGAUGAUAAGAUCAUGGAGGAAGAGAUUGAGAACGUUUUAAGGAUCGGUGUCAGAUGUACCGGAGAAGAUCCAGAUCAGCGACCAAAUAUGACCGAAGUCAUCGAUGAACUAACGAUUGAAGAUUCUAACGACGACUUCAUCACCAUAGAAACUUAG
Messenger RNA from Capsella rubella, 1935 nucleotides. RefSeq names its product pollen receptor-like kinase 3. NCBI's taxonomy places the organism in Eukaryota, Viridiplantae, Streptophyta, Magnoliopsida, Brassicales, Brassicaceae. Gene Ontology annotation, biological process: protein phosphorylation. The record is from RefSeq and is a predicted model, not a curated record. The coding region runs from base 1 to 1935 and encodes 644 amino acids. The transcript is spliced from 2 exons. Gene Ontology annotation, molecular function: ATP binding; protein kinase activity; protein binding.